Staurois parvus is the source of this 291-nucleotide messenger RNA. The record is from the annotation of a GenBank genome assembly. Lineage: Eukaryota; Metazoa; Chordata; Amphibia; Anura; Ranidae.
AAUGUCUGUGCAUCUUAUGGAGUGAGUCUGCUGUCUCUGGUUAUCUCCUGUACAAUGUCUGCAGUCUCUGGUCAUCUCCUCUUGUACUAUGUCUGCAGUCUCUGGUCAUCUCCUGUAGUACUGUAUGUCUGCAGUCUCUGGUCAUCUCCUGUACUAUGUCCGCAGUCUCUGGUCACCUCCUGUAGUAUAUAUGUCCGCAGUCUCUGGUCAUCUCCUGUACUAUGUCCGUCCGCAGUACUAUGGUCAUCAUCUCCUGUACUAUGUCUGCAGUCUCUGGUCAUCUCCUGUACU